This is a messenger RNA of Rotaria sp. Silwood1, 2787 nucleotides long. The record is from the annotation of a GenBank genome assembly. NCBI's taxonomy places the organism in Eukaryota, Metazoa, Rotifera, Eurotatoria, Philodinida, Philodinidae.
AUGGUUACGAUUAAUAAUUCUCCAAUGAAACAAACAAAUCGAUUUAAAACACGUAUGAAUUGCAUUCGACAAAUAUCGAAUUCAAAAUGGAAACAAUUUUCAAAUAUUUAUUCAAAAUUUUUAAUACGUUUUUCAUGGUCAAUACUUUCUCUUAGUUUAUUGAUUACUGUUGGACUUACAGUAUGUUUCUGUUUACUUAUGCAAAUACGUUCAUUUGAUCAAAAUGAUUUUAUUAUGGGAAAAAGUUCAACAAUGCAAAAUGCUGCUCGUUUAAGAAAAAUUUUUGGCAAUGAUACUGAAUUACGCAUUCAUCAACAAUUGAAUAUUUAUCCAGCAUUAGAUAUUAUUAUAAAAAGAAAAUUGAAUACUACUGCAAGAAAUGAUAAUCUAACAAAUAUGCUCAAUGAACAGAUUUUAGAAGAGAUGUACAUUUUGGAUCAACAAAUUCAAUCUAUUCAAAUAAAUGGUACAAAUACAUCCAUUAAAUAUAAUUAUUCAUCCUUAUGUACAAAAAUAAAUUAUGCUUGUGUUAUUGAUGGAAAUUAUAUUUUAAGUAAUAAAUUUCGUCAAGAAAUGUUUAAUUUACUUCCUCCUAAACAUGGAUAUUAUUUUGAUACAUUAGGUGCUAAUGGUAUACCAGAAUUUAUGUUUGGUAAAAAUUAUUAUUUAACAAAUGCUUUACCAAUUGGUUCUGAUUAUGAAGAAGAAGAAGAAGAGGAAGAAAAAGAAAAAGAAGAAGAACAAGAUGGUUCAGCAAAAAUUGUUCAAACAACUUCAGACAAAAUUAUAUCUUAUGUACCACUUUUUCGUCUUCGUUAUUCAUUAAAUACAUCAACAUUAGAAAUGCGUCAAUUAGCAAUUGACUGGGAACGUGAAGUAUUUCGGUAUCUUAAUGAAGAUUUUAAAUCAAAAUUAAUUGAAAUAUUUCCAUUAACAUCAACAGCUGCAUCUGAUGUUAUUACGAAAAAAGCACAUGAUGAAGGAUUAUAUAUGAUGAUUAUGUUUUUAAUAUUCUUUGUUCUUCUUUGUCUUUUUAUGAGUAUUCAAGGUAACUUUCAUACAUCUGUUGGUUAUUUACCACUGUGUGGAAUAUUGAGUAUUGGUCUUUCAACUGGUGCUACAUUUGGUUUAAUAUCUAUUUUUCGUAUUAAACUUAUUGAACCAAUGGUACUUCUGGUUUUUAUUGUUGCUAUUAUUGAUUGUAUGCGUUUUUCAAUUGUAUGUGGUGAAUAUCAUCGAAUAAUUAAAGAACAUUUAAUUACAGUAACUGAUGCAUCAUUUGAAAUAGAUAUUGAAAAAAUUCUUCCAUCAAUUAUUGAAGCAACUCAUCCAUAUUUUAUAGUAUCAACAUUAAUUAUAUCCUUUGUUUAUAUAUUAUUUCCAAUAUGUUCACCAAUGUCAUCAACAAUGCGAAUGUGUUUAACAUUAGCAUUAUAUAUAUUUGUUAAUUAUAUUGUACAUUCAACAUUUUUUUCAUCAUGUCUUGUUAUAACAAUAAAACGUGUAUCAUCACUUCGUCAUAGUUUAUUUUGUUGUCGUUUAUCAAAAGAUUAUUAUACAAAAACAAAUAGAAAAUGUAAUAAAUUAAAAUCAUUAAAAACUAAAUUUUAUUCAUUAUUUAAUAUUGAUUCAAAUUGGAAGAAACUUUUUGCUUCGAUUUUAUGUUUAUUUUUAAUUGUAUUUAUAAUUUUAAGUAUGUGGAUUGCACUUUCAAUCGAUACAAGUUUAUUUGAAGAUAAAUUUCUGCCACACGAUGCUUAUUCAUUACGAUCACAUAUGCAAUCACAAGCAGAUGAUUUUGAUAUGGGUCCUGUUAUUAUGUUUACAAUACCAAAAGCAAUUGAUUAUGAAAAUGAACAAGUUCAAUUAGCAAUGCGUUACUUACUUGAUCAAUGUGUCAAUGAAACAAGAACAAAUACAUUUAAAUUAUUAUGGUUAGAUCAUGAAAAUAUCAAUAAUAUAAUAACGGGACAAGAUAAAUUAGAAUUUCGUAUAACACCAUUUUCACAAAAUGAUUUAAUUGUAUCCGAAGAACAUAAUCAUUCAACAAUUAUAGCAUCAAGAUUCUAUUGUCAAUAUAAAUCUGUUAAAGGUGAUCGUGAAGAUAUUCGAACAAUGAACCAAAUGUACACUUAUGCAAAUCAAAAUUCAAUACCAUCCAUAUUUCCUUAUAGUUUAAUUUUUCCAAAUUAUGAAGCAUUAGGACAAUUACGUAUUGAAAUGUGUUUAUUAAUAUUUGCAUUAAUAAUAUGUAGUUUUACUAGUACAUUUAUAUUAUUUAUUUCAUUUAAAAAUAGUUUUUUAAUUAUUUCUCAUUUACUUGCUCUAUUGGCAAGUACUUUAACUUGUUUAUAUUUAUUUCAUAGUUUGACAUUUAAUUUUCUUAAUGCACUUUGGUUAUAUAUUGUACCAAUUUUAUUUAUUGAUACAUUAAUUCAUAUAUGUUAUAAUCGACAAAGUAGCAAAUGGAAAUAUAAUCGUGUAAUUAUAUCAUUAAUAAUUUCUGCACUUAUUUUGUAUUUAUUUCCUAUUCAAACAUAUAUAUUUAAAAUAAUACGUAGUUCAAUUAUUUAUCAAUCAAUUAUAUGUUUUGUAAUGAUUAAUGUAAUACUUCCAUCUUGGUUUUAUUUAUUUCAGUCAAACAAUAAUAAUACUAAUAAUGAUCAAAUAGAUACUGUCAUGAAUCCUACAAUGACAAUUAUUGUUGGAAAUCAAUCAUUACCAAAUGGAAUCGCAAUGAAUCAUUCUGUUGAUGAAUCAAAUAGAAAUAUAAAUGAUCCAAUUUAA